GCUGCGGGCGUGUGUGGGCCGGGCCCAGCCCGCGGGACAGCACCAUGGAGGAAUUCGACUCCGACGACUUCUCCUCGUCGGAAGAGGACGAGGACUACGUGCCGUCCGGUGGAGAGUAUAGUGAAGAUGACGUCAAUGAGCUAGUGAAGGAAGAUGAAGUGGACGGUGCAGAGCCAUCCCAGAAAACCAAAGGGAAAAAAGGCAAAACUCCGAGCAUCCAGCCCAGGAAGCGGAAACAAGGUGGCCUCUCUUUAGAAGAGGAAGAGAAGGACGCCAGCGAGGAGUCUGAAGGAAGCAGCAGUGAGGAGGAAGCAUCCAGUGAGCAGGAGAAGGGUCCUGGGUUCGAGGAUGCAAGGAAGAAGAAGGAGGAGGAGCUGUGGGCGAGCUUCCUCAGUGAUGUGGGGCCUAAGCCAAAGGGCACCCCCAGCACGCAUGUUAAAAGGGAAAAUGAGGCUGAAGAAACAAGUUCAAGCAAAGUGGUGGUCAAAGCAGAAGACCAGAAGAAACCUCAAGAAACUGAAAAAGUGAAAAUCACCAAGGUGUUUGACUUCGCUGGCGAAGAAGUCAGGGUGACUAAGGAAGUGGAUGCUACUUCUAAAGAAGCCAAGUCUUUCUUCAAGCAAAACGAGAAAGAGAAGCCACAGGCUGCUGUUCCCUCACCUGUGCCGGCACUCCCUGCUGGAUCAGGAUUCAAAAGGUCAAGUGGCAUGAGCAGCCUUUUGGGGAAAAUUGGAGCCAAGAAACAGAAGCUGAGCACCCUCGAGAAGUCCAAAUUGGACUGGGAGAGCUUCAAAGAGGAGGAAGGCAUUGGCGAAGAGCUGGCCAUCCACAAUCGAGGGAAGGAAGGGUACAUUGAGCGGAAAGCAUUCCUCGACCGGGUGGAUCACAGGCAGUUUGAAAUUGAGCGUGAUCUCCGGCUGAGCAAAAUGAAGCCCUGAGUAGGGCAGAGGCAAGGAAGGGAAAGGAAAGGAGGCGAAACUCCUUCCAGUGGCAAUGGGAGCCAUGAGUGGGGCCCGAGUUCUUGCCCAGCAAACUCCUUGUUUUCUAUAUCAGAUUUCUGUCUUUUUAUCUUGAUCUCACUUGUUUUCAUUU
Molecule: messenger RNA, 1092 nt
Organism: Suncus etruscus (white-toothed pygmy shrew)
Lineage: Eukaryota; Metazoa; Chordata; Mammalia; Eulipotyphla; Soricidae
Gene: CFDP1
Product: craniofacial development protein 1
Exons: 7
Coding region: 45-938 (297 amino acids)
Source: RefSeq, a predicted model, not a curated record